Paramormyrops kingsleyae is the source of this 5109-nucleotide messenger RNA. The record is from RefSeq and is a predicted model, not a curated record. NCBI's taxonomy places the organism in Eukaryota, Metazoa, Chordata, Actinopteri, Osteoglossiformes, Mormyridae.
UCUUAUUACUCACCAUCUCUGGCUGCAAAUGAUGUGGCUGCGGGGACACGUCCUGCAACCCUACUGCCAGAUCCUCCGUUAGACCAUAAAACUUGUCAGAAGUUCCAUUCCACAAUGUUACGCGUUAUUGUGGAGUCUGCUAAAGGGCUUCCAAAAAAGAAACUUGGAAAUCCGGACCCCAUAACUACAAUUGUUUUUAGAGAUGAGAAGAAAAAGACCAAAUCUAUCAACAGUGAAGUAAAUCCAGUCUGGAAUGAAGCUCUUGAAUUUGACUUGAAAGGUUCAGCACUAGAUUCAUCAUCCUUUGUAGAUGUGAUUGUGAAAGACUACGAGACAAUUGGGAAAGACAGGUCGAUUGGCUCAGCCAAAAUCGCACUGAAAGAUCUGGCAACUGGUCAAGCCAAGUCUCUCCCAUCAAGAAAUGUGGUACUUGUCAAUGAAAAAAAUCAGGAUAUUGGGGGUACCAUCAAUUUAGUAAUCGGGUACGAGCCACCAGCUAACGCCCCCCCUAAUCCGAAUGAGAUGCAAGUCGGUGGCGAUGUCGCUGCAGGUGGUGGAGAUGGAGGCGAUGGGGGAGAUGAGAGCAAUACAGAUGGGGUACAGGUGACGUCUCCCGGGGGAGACCCCUCUCCUGGCCAGCCUGGGAUAUCACCCCAGAAGAUCAUGACUAGGGCCAGGAAUAGACAUCGACCUUUGUCCAACAAACCUCAGGACUUUCAGAUUCGUGCCCGAAUUAUUGAGUGUCGUCAAUUGCCUGGAAACAACGUAAAACCAGUUGUUAAGGUGUAUGUCUGUGGACAGACACACAGAACAAGAAUCAAAAAAGGAAAUAAUCCUUUUUAUGAUGAGAUUUUCUUUUACAAUGUCAACAUGCUUCCCUCAGAACUGUUUGAUGAGCAUAUCAGCAUUCGGGUGUAUGACUCUUCCUCAUUGAGGGCUGACAGUCUCAUUGGUGAAUUUAAGAUUGAUGUCGGCUACAUCUACGACGAACCAGCUCAUGCCAUCAUGAGGAAGUGGCUGCUCCUGAACGACCCGGAUGAUGCCAGCCAGAGUGCCAGGGGGUACCUCAAAGUCAGCAUGUUCAUCGUGGGAACGGGAGAUGAGCCACCGGUAGAGAACAGAGAGAAAACUGAAGACCAGGAUGACAUUGAGAGUAACCUCCUUUUGCCUGCCGGAGUAACGCUGCGUUGGAUCACGUUGACCCUGAAAGUCUUUCGAGCUGAGGACAUUCCCCAGAUGGAUGAUGCUUUUACACAGACUGUCAAGGAAGUUUUUGGAGGACACGGUGACAGGAAAAAUCUUGUGGAUCCUUUUGUGGAGGUCAACUUUGCAGGAAAAAAGCUCCGUACAAAAGUAAUUGAGAAGAAUGCAAACCCAGAAUGGAACCAGUUACUAAAUCUUCAGGUCAAGUUCCCAUCCGUGUGUGAACGCAUGAAGCUGGUUGUGUUUGAUUGGGAUCGACUGACGAAGAAUGAUGUGGUAGGAACCACUUACCUAGACCUUAGCAAAAUAGCGUCCUCUGGUGGUGAAAUUGAAGACAUAAAGUCGGGAAGCGAGGCCUCUCCAGCAUUGGAAGGGAAAACUGGAGAGUCAGAAGUAGGAUUUCUGCCAGCCUUUGGGCCUUGUUACAUCAACCUCUACGGCAGCCCCAGGGAAUUCACUGGGUUUCCAGAUCCGUAUGACGACCUCAAUUAUGGGAAGGGUGAGGGGGUAGCCUAUAGAGGUCGGAUUUUGGUUGAGCUCAUAACACAACUGGACGGGAAGAUUGACAAGCCUUUGGAUGACAUCCAGAGCGAUGACAUAUUGGUGGCACAGAAAUACCAGCGACGGAGGAAGUACUGCUUAUGCGCAGUGUUUCACAGUGCCACCAUGCUCCAGGAACCUGGGGAGCCCAUCCAGUUCGAAGUCAGCAUCGGUAACUACGGCAACAAGCUGGACUCAACUUGCAAGCCCUUGGCGUCUACCACCCAGUACAGCUGUGCCGUGUUUGACGGUAACAACUAUUACUAUCUGCCCUGGGGUGGCACAAAGCCUGUAGUGGCGAUUACAUCGUUUUGGGAGGACAUAAGUCACCGAUUGGAUUCGGUGAACAUUCUUCUGUACAUCUGUGAGAGACUGCAAUCUAACAUCACUUCGCUGAGGACGGCCAUUCAAGCGAAAGCGCCAGACACUCGUCUCGCCGAGAUCUGGCUCAAACUUGUCAAUCAGGUCAUUGAGGACCUCACGAGCUUCAAGACGCCCGACCUGGAAGGGAUGCCGAACCUGACAGCUCUGGAUUUCCAGAUCAAGAAUCUGCGUGACAAAACAGUCUUGGCUGUUCGGGAGGCGGCCAGGACCAUGCUGGAAGAGGCCACGGACGUCAAGGAAGCCCUGUCGGACAUCGAAGGCUGGCUGGAGAGGCUGCAGCAGCUGGCUGAGGAGCCUCAGAACAGCAUGCCGGAUGUGAUCAUUUGGAUGCUCCGGGGGGAGAAGAGAGUAGCCUAUGCGAAAAUCCCUGCCCACCUGGUGCUGUAUUCCACCUACAGUGAGCAAGCGUGUGGGAAGUACUGCGGCCGCACCCAGACCAUCCUGAUGCAGUAUCCCAUGGACAAACACAAGGGAUUGAAAGUACCAGUGCAGAUCUGCGUCAAUAUGUGGCUGGGUCUUGGAGCGUAUGAAAAGAAGUUCAACAGUUUUGCGGAAGGCACAUUCAGUGUCUUCGCCGAACUGUACGAAAACCAGGCACAGGUCUUCGGGAAGUGGGGUACCACAGGGCUGGUGGGCCGCCAGAAGUUCUCGGACGUGACCGGCAAGCUUAAGCUGAAACGGGAGUACUUUAUGCCCCCUGUUGGCUGGGAGUGGGAAGGCGACUGGAUCGUGGAUCCAGAGAAGGGGCUGCUGGCGGAGGCUGACGCGGGACACACGGAGUUCACCGACGAGGUCUACCAGAACGAGACGCGCUUCCCCGGAAUGGAGUGGAAGGCGGCUGCAGAGCCUUACACAGAUGUGAACGGGGAGAAGGCCCCAAGUCCUUCGGAGUUUGAGUGUUCCCCUGGCUGGGAGUGGGAGGAUGACUGGACCUAUGACAUCAACCGGGCUGUGGACGAGAAAGGGUGGGAGUACGGCGUCCCCAUUCCUCCAGAUGACAAGCCCAAAUCCUGGGUGCCGGCGGAAAAGAUGUAUCUCGUUCACCGGCGGAAGAGGCUGAUCAGGCGUCGUAAGAAGGUUAAGGAUGUGCGCGCAACAGCUGAUCAGAAAAAGGACCAAGGGGAUCCUGAAGGCUGGGAAUAUUCCUCCUUGAUCGGCUGGAAGUUCCACAGUAAAGCGCGCCCCUCAGACACAUUCCGACGCAGGCGUUGGAGGAGGCGGAUGGCUCCUGCAGACCGCAUGGGAUCGGCUGCCAUCUUCAAACUAGAGGGGGCGCUGGGGAUUGAUGAAGAGGCCAAAGAAGCCAAAACGGAUGCAUCAACCAUGUUUGGAGCCAACACUCCCACUGUUUCCUGCAUUUUUGGGAAGCCUUACAUAUACCAUCUCAGGGUCUAUGUUUAUCAGGCUCGAAACCUCAUGGCCAUGGACAAAGACAGCUUCUCUGAUCCUUAUUGCCACGUGUCCUUCCUACACAAGAGCAAGACUACAGAGAUCAUCAAAGCCACCUUGAACCCAACGUGGGACCAGACUCUGAUCUUCGAUAACAUCGAGAUCUAUGGAGAACCUCGAACGAUUGCUCAAAACCCACCCAGCAUUGUUCUUGAAUUCUUCGACAGUGACCAAGUGGGUAAAGAUGAGCCUCUUGGUCGGAGCGCGUGCCAGCCCAUGGUGAAGCUGAAUCCGGAGAUGGAGGUGUCUCCCAGGCUCCUGUGGUACCCCAUCACCCAGAAGGGCAAGAAUGCUGGGGAGGUGCUGCUGGCUGCAGAGCUCAUCCUGAAAGACAAGGGAAAGGAGACAGACAUGCCCAUCUAUCCACCAAAACGAGGUGACAAGCUGUUCAUGGUACCACAGGGGAUUCGCCCUGUAGUGCAGCUCACCGCCAUCGAGAUUCUGACCUGGGGUUUGCGCAACAUGAAAAGCUUUCAGAUGGCCACCAUCACCUCUCCCAGCCUUGUGAUAGAGUGUGGAGGGGAAAUUGUUCAGUCGGCGGUCAUCAGGAACUUGAAAAGGAGUCCAAACUUCCCAGGAUCAGUGCUCUUCUUGAAAGUGCUCCUACCCAAAGAGGAAAUGUACAUGCCUCCCAUCAUGCUGAAAGUGAUUGACCACAGGCCUUUCGGAAGGAAACCCAUCGUGGGACAGUGCACCAUUGAUGACUUGGAGGAAUUCCGUUGCGACCCCUACACAACCAAAGCAGAAGUGGCCAUGUCCUCUAAAGUGGCUCUGAUGGCAGCUGCCCCUCGCUACACAGUCAUCGAUAUGGAGGACAGGAGGCCACUUCUUCAAACUCAGAUGGAUGUUGGGCUUAAAGGUGUUAAAAUUCAACAAGAAAAGGAGAAAGAUUCAAUAGACUGGUGGAGUAAGUUCUAUGCUUCUGUUGGAGACCAUGAGAAGUGUGCCCCUUAUCUCAAGAAAGGCUAUGAUUCCCUCAAGAUCUAUGAGUGCGAACUUGAAAAUGUGCCUGAGUUCAAAGCCCUGACUGACUUCUGUAACACCUUCAAACUCCAUCGGGGUAAAUUUGAUGAAGACGAAGAAGAUGUUGCAGUGGUUGGAGAAUUCAAGGGUUCAUUCAGAAUCUACCCGCUACCGGAUGAUCCCGCCAUUCCGCCACCCCCCCGACAGUUCAGGGAGUUGCCCGACAGCGGACCUCAGGAGUGCCUGGUCAGGAUUUACGUCGUCCGAGGAAUCGACCUGCAGCCCAAGGACAACAAUGGCCUGUGUGAUCCUUACAUUAAAAUCUCCCUGGGAAGGAAGGUCAUUGAAGACCGGGAGCACUACCGGCCAAACACUCUUAACCCUGUGUUUGGAAGGAUGUUUGAACUUUCCUGCUUCCUCCCUCAAGACAAGGACCUGAAAAUUUCCAUCUAUGAUUAUGAUCUGCUGAGCCGUGAUGAAAAAGUUGGGGAGACAAUGAUUGAUCUGGAGAACAGAUUACUCUCCCGAUUCGGUUCAUAUUGUGGAUUGCCACAGACAUAUUGUGUGUAA